UAAAUAUGGGUGAUGUUGAGAAAGGCAAGAAGAUUUUUGUUCAGAAGUAUGCCCAGGGUCACACUGUGGAAAAGGGAAGCAAGCACAAGAUGAGUCUGGGUCCAAAUCCCCAUUGUCUCUCUGGGUGGAGGACAGGUCAGGCUGUUGGAUUCUCUUAUACAGAUGCCAAUAAGAACAGAGACAUCACCUGGGGAGAGGAUAUACUCAUGGAGUAUUUGGAGAAUCCCAAGAAGUACAUCCCUGGAACAAAAGUGAUCUUUGCUGGAGUUAAGAAGGUAGAAAGGGCAGACUUGAUAGCUUAUCUCAAAAGAGUUACUAAUGAGUAA
Molecule: messenger RNA, 326 nt
Organism: Lemur catta (Ring-tailed lemur)
Lineage: Eukaryota; Metazoa; Chordata; Mammalia; Primates; Lemuridae
Product: cytochrome c-like
Exons: 1
Coding region: 6-326 (106 amino acids)
Biological process (GO): mitochondrial electron transport, ubiquinol to cytochrome c; mitochondrial electron transport, cytochrome c to oxygen
Cellular component (GO): mitochondrial intermembrane space
Molecular function (GO): heme binding; electron transfer activity
Source: RefSeq, a predicted model, not a curated record